CUCCGCCACUCCAUCCCCUAGGGUCAUGGAUGGCGGCCUUCUUCCUCCUUGCAUUGCAUGGGCAUGGUGUGUUUUUCUUGUCCAGCCCAUCUUACUAUGCAAGAGAUUUGAUAUUGAUUGACACGCUGUUGGUCGAAUUUUAUUAGAAGUCAGUACUAAUGUUGCAGUUCGUCAGUCUGGAGCAGACAAUUUCUUCAGAGAUCAUUGUAUUUUCCUGAGCAGAACUUAUGUACUUGAAGCUUUAAUCAUGAUAGAACCCACCAUGAUAGAACUGAUGUACCUAAGCAGAUUUAUUAGAACCCACCAUACAUUUUAUUUCUAUAGAUUUAUUAGAACCCACCAUGAUAGAACUGACGUACCCGAGCAGACAAUGAGAGAGAUCUUGUCAUCUCUUCUCCUGGCACGAAGAACUUAAUCAUGGAGUAGAUUGAAGGUACACAAUUUCAGAUUUGUACGUGCAGAGGUGCGCUUAGUAACGACAGUUCUUGGCUUCAUUUACCGGAACAUCGUUAGGUCCUUACAUGAUCCUUAUUUGAUCAAAUUGCUGGUUAGUACUUUUACAGGAACAUGGAAACCAAAAUAUGUGCUCUGUAUCCAUUCUUAUCAUGUGUGUGCUCUCAAAAUCAAGCUUCAUGCUACAACGGCCAAUAUAACUUAAACCAACAAUCAUCUAAAGUUCUGAAGAUGCCUCACCAUGCAGUAUGUGUAGCUAACUGAAGAUAAAUUAAUGAUUUAUGUUCAUGUAUUCUUUUAAUACUGGUUCUUUUUUGCUGUUCAUGUUAUGCAUGCUGGAUUCAGCAGUUUUCUAUGGCUAAAAGUCAAUUGACAUGUCAAUAUACGCGAGCAUGUCUUUGCGUUUAGGAGUUGAGAAGACUUUGAGUGCACGCCAAGGGAAAGGUGAAUCAGUUGAUGUAGGCAAUAAAGAUUCAGAACAUGCUGAAAUUGAAUGAAACAUAUAUUCAAUUGAAGAACUGUGAUACAAUGGAAUAUUUGUGAUUGCAAAAACGUCAAACUGGAGACGAGUAAGGCAUUCUCCUCUUAUGUGCAGAACCCUCUGUCCCCUCUUUUGCAAUCUGUCUUGUCCCCUGGUAUAUCAUUGUCCGUGUGAUGGUGCCUUGAGGAGCAUCCGAGUUCAAGGAUCCGGCCCUCGCCAUCGGGACCAACGGGGUCGUCGCCAAGUACAUCUGGAUGAUAUGAAGCAUUUGGCACCGGCGCUCACCUCUUUGACAAGCCACGCUUUUUGGGUUUGCUUGCAGUUCAGAUAGUUGAACUACUGACUAUUGAACGAAGAAAAAUUAUUGAUGAUCAGUACCCAGGAGCAUUGAGAAUGGCGCUGGAACAAAACCAUGGAAGCGAACUCCUUUUGCUCAUAUCACAAAAAAAAAUUCAUGGUGCAAAAGGAGAACAAGUGCAGAGUAGGAAGCUGAUGCUUGCUGCUAUAAUCUUAGACUGUGGUAAUGGGGGAGGCUGACGAUGCUAGGGAUGCGGUGGUGGAAGAGAUGGAUAUUGAUGGUGGCGACAGGCACCGGGGCAAGGGCAGGAGGGACAGGCACAGGAGGGAGGACAAGGAUCACCAUGGCAGUGGGAGGAGGGACAAGGAUAAGGACAAAGAUAAGGAUGAGAGGAGGAGGGACAAGGAUGAUACCAAGCAUAGGGACCGGGAUAGGGAGAGGGAAAGCGACAUGGAUAACAGCAAGCAUAGGGACAGGGAUUCAGAGCGUGACCGUGGCCGUGACCGUGAUCGCGAGAAGGACCGGAAAAGGGAUACAGAGAGGGAGUGGGAAAAGGAAAAGGAACGGAGGGAUAGAGACAAGGACAGGAGCUGUAACAGAGAAAAGAACAAGAAGGAGGAUAGGGAACGGGAGAAGCCGAGGGGAAAGGACCGUGGAGAAGAUGCAGAUUUGUCUAAGGGUGAUGAGGGAGACCAGAAGAAGGGAGUUGACUUCCCAGGAGAGUCUGACCAGGCCUCUACAAAUGCCCUCCGGGACCGCAUUGCGAGUUGCAAGUUGGCGGAACUUUUGCUUUUGAGAUUGUGGCCACAAUUCUCAUUGAAUUGCAACGGAGAGGGUGGGAAGAAGUUGGUGCUUGUUAAAUUUUGAUAGCUUUUUUGAUGUUAGCAACUAGGCACUACUAACCUAUCUGUCAGAAUUGGUUCAUUACUAAAUGCAGAUAACAUGCGGGAGCGACUAGGAGGACCUGAACAUGAGGGAGGAAACAAGCCGAAGUGAGGCCACAAUGGCUUUGGGUGGCGCACAAGUGCUCCAGGUGACCAAGAAAUGCGGCAUCCACGAUGUACGGUGACAUGACCGGGCAGGAGGGCACAAGGGAGAGGGCUAGAGAGGAAAAAGUAAAUGUGGCAUCACUAUUAUCAUGCUCGCGUGGUCAGUGAAGACAUAAGAAAACGGACACGUGACAUCCACCGUUGCCAGCACACACCAUAGUACAGGAGGAAGUGGAGAUGUACAUUGUACUCCAUAAAGAUGCAUAUGACGCACACAUAGUCAAUUAUAAUGAUAUUUAAUAUUAAUCUUUGUACGUUUAAAGUUUAUUGUCCCAUGGCAACGUACAUGCAUUUAUGAUGGAAGAUAGACAAUGGUGAAGAGGCAACA
Molecule: messenger RNA, 2609 nt
Organism: Hordeum vulgare subsp. vulgare (domesticated barley)
Lineage: Eukaryota; Viridiplantae; Streptophyta; Magnoliopsida; Poales; Poaceae
Product: RNA-binding protein 25-like
Exons: 7
Coding region: 1458-2099 (213 amino acids)
Source: RefSeq, a predicted model, not a curated record